Molecule: messenger RNA, 1797 nt
Organism: Sciurus carolinensis (gray squirrel)
Lineage: Eukaryota; Metazoa; Chordata; Mammalia; Rodentia; Sciuridae
Gene: Gpr50
Product: G protein-coupled receptor 50
Exons: 2
Coding region: 1-1797 (598 amino acids)
Biological process (GO): G protein-coupled receptor signaling pathway
Cellular component (GO): membrane
Molecular function (GO): melatonin receptor activity
Source: RefSeq, a predicted model, not a curated record
AUGGGACCCACCCUGGCGGUUCCCACACCUUAUGGCUGUAUUGGCUGUAAGCUGCCGCAACCCGACUACCCACCGGCUCUGAUCACCUUCAUGUUCUGCGCGAUGGUUAUUACCAUCGUCGUAGACCUGAUAGGCAACUCCAUGGUCAUUUUGGCGGUGACAAAGAACAAGAAGCUCCGAAAUUCUGGCAACAUCUUUGUGGUCAGUCUCUCUGUGGCUGACAUGCUGGUGGCCAUCUACCCCUACCCUCUGAUGCUGCAUGCCAUGUCCAUUGGGGGCUGGGAUCUGAGCCAGCUCCAGUGCCAGAUGGUCGGGUUCGUCACAGGGCUGAGUGUGGUCGGUUCCAUCUUCAACAUCGUGGCCAUCGCUAUUAACCGUUACUGCUACAUCUGCCACAGCCUCCAGUAUGAAAGGAUCUUCAGUGUGCGCAAUACCUGCAUCUACCUGGUUGUCACCUGGAUCAUGACCGUCCUGGCUGUCCUGCCCAACAUGUACAUUGGCACCAUCGAGUAUGAUCCUCGCACGUACACCUGCAUCUUCAACUAUCUGAACAACCCUGUCUUCGCCGUGACCAUCGUCUGCAUCCACUUCGUCCUCCCUCUCCUCAUAGUUGGUUUCUGCUACAUCAGAAUCUGGACCAAAGUGCUGGCAGCCCGUGACCCUGCUGGGCAGAAUCCUGACAACCAGCUUGCUGAGGUUCGCAAUUUUCUAACCAUGUUUGUGAUCUUCCUCCUUUUUGCAGUGUGCUGGUGCCCUAUCAACGUGCUCACUGUGUUGGUGGCUGUCAGUCCAAAGGAGAUGGCAGGCAAGAUCCCCAACUGGCUUUAUCUUGCAGCCUACUUCAUAGCCUACUUCAACAGCUGCCUCAACGCUGUCAUCUAUGGGCUCCUCAAUGAGAAUUUCCGACGAGAAUACUGGACCAUCUUCCAUGCUAUGCGGCACCCUAUCCUGUUCCUCUCUGGCAUCAUCAAUGAUAUUCGUGAGACGAGGGAGGCCCGUGCCCUGGCCCGUGCCCGUGCCCGUGCUCGUGACCAAGCCCGUGAGCAAGAUCGUGCCCGUGCCUGUCCUGCUGUGGAGGGAACCCCGCUGAAUGUCCGGAAUGUUCCACUGCCUGGUGAUGCUGCAGCCGGCCACCCUGAUCGUGCCUCUGGUCACCCCAAGUCCCGUUCCAGGUCUGCCUCUGCCUACCGCAAAUCUGCCUCUAGCCACCACAAAUCUGUUUCUGGUCAUUCCAAGGCUGCCUCUGGCCAUUCCAAGUCUGCUUCUGGCCACCCCAAGUCUGCCACUGUCUACCCUAAGCCUGCCUCUGUCCACUUCAAGGCUGACUCUGUCUAUUUCAAGCCUGCCUCUGUCCAUUUCAAGGGUGACUCUGUUCAUUUCAAGCCUGCUUCCAAGUCUGCCAUUGGUUACCAUGUCUCUGCUGGCAGCCACACCAAGUCUGCCUUCAGCCCUGCUACUAGCCACCCUGAAUCCACCACUGACCAUGUCAAGCCUGCUCCCAGCCACCCUGAGUCCACCGCUGCCGACUACCUUGAGCCUGCCACCACCAGCCAUCCUGAGCCCACUGCUGCAGGCCACCCUGAGCUGUCUGCCUCCCACUGCCCUGAGACCAUCGCUACUAGCCACCUCGAGUCUGAUGUCACUGACCUCCCUGAGUUUGCUUCCAGUCUUCCCACCGUGUCCCUUGAGCCUGCUGCUGACCUUCCUGACCCUGCUGUAGGCACUCCUGCCACCAAUGAUUACCAGGAGGUUGUAGUUAUUGAUGUUGAGGAUGAUUCUGAUGAGAUGGCUGUGUAA